Papilio machaon (common yellow swallowtail) is the source of this 1204-nucleotide messenger RNA. It is a transcript of the gene Mpv17, whose product is annotated as protein Mpv17. The transcript is spliced from 2 exons. The record is from RefSeq and is a predicted model, not a curated record. Gene Ontology annotation, cellular component: membrane; cytoplasm. NCBI's taxonomy places the organism in Eukaryota, Metazoa, Arthropoda, Insecta, Lepidoptera, Papilionidae. Bases 606 to 1157 code for a protein of 183 amino acids.
AUAUAUGUAAAACUUAUUGUGGUAAAAAUUAUUCAUUUUUGGUGUCUUCGUGUAAGUAUUAAAUGAGUGUAUAGGAUAACCGCCCUCGUCACUUAAUAUGAUGCAUGCUAUGUAUUACUUGUUUUUACCAUUUCAUUUUUGAACGUGUAAAUACUUCAAUUACAGUAUACUACAAAUUCUUCCCUUUUCUUCUCUUUGUCGUGAUAUGUCAAAUCAAUAACUUGUCAAUUGUUAAUGUCACGUCAUUGUCAUUGGACUACCAAGGAACCGGAAACCUGAAAAAUACUUGAUCGUAACCCGCAAUUGUAGUUAUAUACUUAUAGCAUUGAGUAUAAAAAUAACUGGCAUAUGAAAUAUUGACAUAACUGAAACAUUAUAUACCCAAAAAUAAUUGACUUUUAUUUUAUUUAUUAAGUGGAAAUAUAGUUUUUAACACGUGUUGAACAAAAAUAAUAAUGUCGACGAAAAAUAAUGAUGAAAUUUAACCUGAAUAAAUUUACCUCAAGUGUAUUGUUUUCCAUGACCAUAGUAAAGUUGUAUAAAUUAGAACACUUUUAAAAUAACCUCAUUUUUACAAAGAGUACAGAGAAAUUAAUAUACAAAACAUGACUGGUCGACACAUUCUGCAAUUGUAUCAAAAAUUUCUUAACAAACAUCCAUAUUUAGUCCAAGCUAUUCAAACUGGAGCUCUAAUGGGUGCUGGCGAUUACAUAUCUCAAACAUUAGUAGAAAAGAAAUCUGUGAAAAAUGUUGAUCUUGUCAGAACCCUAAGGUUUUCUUCAAUAGGAUUUUUUGCUGGUGGUCCAGCAUUGCGAGCUUGGUAUGGGUUUUUAAAUAAAUAUAUAGGUUCACAAGGUAAAACUGUAGCACUAAAAAAAGUGUUUGUAGAUCAAGCUGUUUUUGCUCCAAGUUUUCUUUUUUUCAUCCUUGUCACUUUGGGUGUAAUGCAAGGAAAACCUUUAGAACUUAUAGAAAAAGAUAUCCAAUCUAAUUACUUAGAUAUACUAAAAACAAAUUAUUAUGUUUGGCCAUUUAUACAAAUUGUUAAUUUUUAUUAUAUUCCCUUGCAAUAUCAAGUUUUGAUUGUCCAGAGUGUAGCUCUGUUUUGGAAUACAUAUUUGGCAUGGAAAACAAAUAGAAAUGAAUUAACACAAUAAUAUGAAUGGUUUACGAAUUAGAAUUUUGGCAUAUUAUCUGAUAUACC